AUGGCCACCAAAGACCGCAUCACCUGCCACGUGCUCGACACGACCGAAGGCAAGCCGGCGCGCGGGAUGCGCGUGCGGCUGGAGCUGACGCCGACGCCAGCACUACCGUCCUCCUCCUCGACACCCGCGGCAGCGACCAGCACGGCAGCAAUAACACACCACCACGCGGCGCCGGCCCCGCGUGAGUUCGAGAGCCAGACGGACGAGGACGGGCGCAUCAAGGCGUGGCUGCCGUACUCGUCGGCGACGAGCUCGGGCGAGGUGCCCGUGUACACGCUGGAGGACGUGCUCGGGGCGCUCGACGCCGACAUGCCGAGCCGCUGGACCCUGCGCUUCGACACGGCCGGCUACUUUGGCGAGGACAAGACUUUUUUCCCCGAGGUCACCGUCGUCUUCCGCGUCGAGCCCGGCGCCACCUACCACGUGCCCCUGCUGCUAUCGCCCUACAGUUACACGACGUACCGUGGGAGCUGA
Lasiosphaeria miniovina is the source of this 474-nucleotide messenger RNA. RefSeq names its product transthyretin domain protein. The record is from RefSeq and is a predicted model, not a curated record. The transcript has a single exon. NCBI's taxonomy places the organism in Eukaryota, Fungi, Ascomycota, Sordariomycetes, Sordariales, Lasiosphaeriaceae. Gene Ontology annotation, biological process: purine nucleobase metabolic process. Bases 1 to 474 code for a protein of 157 amino acids.